Messenger RNA from Egretta garzetta (little egret), 1047 nucleotides. RefSeq names its product nucleoredoxin (gene NXN). The transcript is spliced from 8 exons. The record is from RefSeq and is a predicted model, not a curated record. NCBI's taxonomy places the organism in Eukaryota, Metazoa, Chordata, Aves, Pelecaniformes, Ardeidae. Gene Ontology annotation, molecular function: thioredoxin-disulfide reductase (NADPH) activity. The coding region runs from base 1 to 1047 and encodes 348 amino acids.
AUGUAUGGCGGGGAGACCGGCUCCUCUGGCCGCAGCCAGCCCACACCUGCAGGCUGGGCCAUGCCAGCAGCUGUCGACGGCUUGUUCCUCCCCAUCCCGCUGAAGCUGUGGAACAAGUACAGAGUCUCCAACAUUCCUUCCCUGAUAUUUAUCGAUGCCUCCACCGGGAAGGUGGUUUGCAGGAAUGGCCUCCUGGUAAUCCGAGAUGACCCGGAAGGUCUGGAGUUUCCCUGGGGGCCAAAACCCUUCAGUGAAGUUGUUGCUGGGCCUCUGCUAAGGAACAACGGCCAGACGCUAGACAGCAACACCCUGGAGGGCUCGCACGUGGGGGUCUAUUUCUCUGCGCACUGGUGCCCGCCAUGCCGAAGCCUCACGAGGGUCCUGGUGGAGUCCUACCGGAAAAUCAAGGAGGCAGGCCAGAAGUUUGAGAUACUCUUCGUUAGUGCAGACAGGUCGGAGGACUCCUUCAAGCAGUAUUUCAGCGAGAUGCCCUGGGUAGCUGUACCAUACGCCGAUGAGGCCAGACGGUCGCGUCUGAAUCGACUCUAUGGCAUACAAGGCAUCCCGACUCUCAUCGUCCUGGACUCCAAGGGAGACGUGAUCACGCGGCAGGGGCGGGUGGAGGUGCUGAACGACAUCGAAUGCCGCGAGUUCCCCUGGCAUCCCAAGCCUGUGCUGGAGCUGACGGACUCCAACGCUGUGCAGCUGAAUGAGGGCCCCUGCCUCGUUCUCUUUGUAGAUUCAGAGGAUGACGGAGAGUCAGAGGCAGCGAAACAACUGAUUCAGCCCAUAGCUGAAAAAAUCAUCGCCAAGUACAAAGCCAAAGAGGAGGAGGCACCAUUGCUUUUCUUCGUGGCGGGCGAGGACGACAUGACCGACUCCCUGCGGGAUUACACCAACCUGCCCGAGGCUGCGCCCCUGCUCACCAUCCUGGACAUGUCGGCCCGGGCCAAGUACGUGAUGGAUGUGGAGGAGAUCACGCCCGAGAUCGUGGAAGCCUUUGUCAGCGACUUUCUAGCAGACAAGCUAAAACCCGAGCCCAUCUAA